Molecule: messenger RNA, 381 nt
Organism: Indicator indicator
Lineage: Eukaryota; Metazoa; Chordata; Aves; Piciformes; Indicatoridae
Product: activated RNA polymerase II transcriptional coactivator p15-like
Exons: 4
Coding region: 1-381 (126 amino acids)
Biological process (GO): positive regulation of transcription initiation by RNA polymerase II
Cellular component (GO): nucleus; transcription regulator complex
Molecular function (GO): DNA binding; transcription coactivator activity
Source: RefSeq, a predicted model, not a curated record
AUGCCUAAGUCAAAGGAAAUCGUGUCUUCAAGCUCAUCUGCCAGUGAUUCAGAUAGUGAAGUUGACAAAAAGGCAAAGCGGACAAAGCAAGCAGCUCCAGAAAAGCCUGUAAAGAAACAAAAGACGGGUGAAAGUUCAAAAGGUGCAGGUUCUUCUAAUCAAAGCAGUAACAGAGAUGAGAGUAUGUUUCAGAUUGGCAAAAUGAGAUAUGUCAGUGUUCGUGACUUUAAAGGGAAAGUUUUAAUUGAUAUUAGAGAAUAUUGGAUCGAUCAAGAAGGUGAAAUGAAGCCUGGCAGAAAAGGUAUUUCUUUAAAUCCAGAACAGUGGAACCAGCUGAAGGAACAGAUUUCUGAUAUUGAUGAUGCAGUAAGAAAACUGUAA